Bactrocera oleae (olive fruit fly) is the source of this 4253-nucleotide messenger RNA. NCBI's taxonomy places the organism in Eukaryota, Metazoa, Arthropoda, Insecta, Diptera, Tephritidae. The record is from RefSeq and is a predicted model, not a curated record.
UGGUCACAUCUGGCAAUACUUUCAAACGAUUUCCAAUUGAUGCUCUGCUAUUUCUACUUUGUCGUGUGCUUAGGAUUUAUUGAUAAUAUUUGUUUCCUUUAAUCUGAUUUCUCACCGUUUUUCUAAAUGUAAGUAAAUAUAAUUGAAAUGCAAUAAUUAUAUAUAUUAUAGAUGUAUACAUAUAGCAAAUAUACGUACGUAAAUGUGUAUUCAAAAUGGGUAGAGCAGAUUGCGCAGGUUACCUCUAAAAUACUAAAAUUGUACAGAGUAUUUUGAUUUAAAGAUUUUCUAAAAAAUGGAAACAAAAUAUAACGAAAUUUUAAAACUUAAGUGUUCCAAUGAAGUUUCGCCGAGUCGCCACUACACAAUCUUUUUAUAAAUCAAUUUCCAAAACUGUCACCCAUACAUGGAUUCAAGCAACUGUUGGCUACCACAUUAACUCAAAUUAUAUUCCAGCAGGAAAAAUGCUGUUACCACAUCAUUUGGAGCAAACCACACCCAGGUUUAUCAAAUAGUAUAUGUGCAAACGUUUCGGUCUUUCUUUCAGUUGUUGAUGUAGAAUAUAAUUUCAGUAUAAUUUCAAUAUUCUUCAAGGUUAAAAAUUUUAACAGCGCUAUUAUCGUUGUGAAACAACAAGUUUUACAAUUUGAAUUAGUAAAAGUGACUGUAAAACCUUAAGCAUACUUAUCAUAAUAUAAAAAGGAUAUUAAAGCUAAUACCUCACAGCCUAUACGGUUGCGAUAAUGAGCUACCUUAAAGCAUAAAACCACUAGGGUACACCUAUCAUAAGACUAAAAUUAUUGCAAAGUUAAUAGGUAAAAUCUACUUGUGCAAAUGAGGAGAAAAUUACAUGAUUAAUAGAUUCCAUAAACACCUACGAAGUAAUAUUAUAUGUCACCAAGUAUUUUCAGCAGCAAUUUCAAACUUGAGUAUAAUAAAGAAUAUUGUUAUUUUUUGUUGUAGCGGCAGAAUUCUGCCGUCUUGGCAGUCCUUGGCCAGAUAAAAAUACGCGUUCGUUCCGGUUACGUAGACACGACAAGAAAAAAAUAAGGAUAUUAAUGUAUGGUAUAUUAAUAAUGUGCAAUAAGCAUACCCACAUAAAUGAUUUGUUUACAAUAAGAGCAUCUCAUUCUGAAGGGUACAUUCUUCCGAAAAGGGUCUGCAAUAUUAUAAUGAUUCGAUUCUUAUUAAACUACAAAAUAGUUGAUUUGAGCUUCAAUUCUGUGUCUGACCUCCACACCAUAGGAAGCAAUUGAAAAAAUAAAAAUCAUAUAUAUUGAUUAUUUGUGACUUUUAUUUAUGAUUUUUAUUAUUUUUAUUGAUAUUGAUAUUAUUUUUAAUGAUAAUGUAAAUCAUAAAAAUCCGAAAUUAACUAAUCAUCAAGGAAACGCUUAGAUCGUCUAAAAAAGACUAAAAUGCCAUUAUCUGUUUUUUUUUUUUGUAUUCCGAUUUUAACUUAUUGAUAUUUCUCAUUUCAAAAUCGCAACAAUAAUCAUUAUUUACGGUGCCUGGUUGUUUUUUAAAACGACAGAAUCUACAGCAUCCGGGAAAAACCUAAUAGUCAUAUUAGGAUGAAAUAUAUCACUUGAAUUAACAUGAUUUGUACAUGUGUUCUUUAUUUUAAAAUAUUAUAGACCACAGGCAAAGAUCUCGUGCAAGCAGUAAGUAUUUAUCGUCUUAGGGACAGACCAGUUAUAUUAAUUAGGAGGAGGCAAAUAGUGUCCUUCUAUCAAAUAGUAUUAACAACAAACUACCGUCAUAUGUUAUAUCCUUAUCCUUGAAAUUAAAACAAUUAGAUACUCAUAAGCAUAAUGUCUUUUGUUCAUCUGACUCCUUUUUUUGUUUGUUACGAUAUGAGAGUAGCAAAACAAUUGUGGCGCGUCUGAGUGCCUGCUGUUCAUUUUAAGAGUAUAUGUCGACAACAUUGAGCUAAGAGCUGAGCAUCGAGAGAGCAGGCACGCGUAAAACAUAUGUAUCUGAUUCGUUAGCUUGGACGCUGCCCAAUAAUCAGUUUUGAUUUUAGUUUUCAAUUGAAUCUCGUUGACAGUAUACGCUUUGUUUGCCUUCUUUGCAGUAAGAAUAUUCAAUAACAUGAUUUUUCGCAAAUAAUUUGUACACACAUACAUAUUGUUUUUUCGUAAUAUUUAGAAACGGCAUUUAAGCAUUGCGGCGGGAUACAAUAUGGAAGACCCCAAUCGUAUGAUGGCUCAUACGGGCGGUAUGAUGGCUCCGCAAGCCUAUGGUAUGCCAGGUCAGGAUGAUGGACAAAAUACUGGUAAUGAAAACGAAGUGCGUAAACAGAAAGAUAUCGGUGAAAUUUUGCAGCAGAUCAUGAGCAUUUCGGAGCAAUCAUUAGAUGAGGCGCAGGCAAGAAAACACACUUUAAACUGUCAUCGUAUGAAGCCGGCUUUGUUUUCGGUACUGUGUGAGAUUAAGGAGAAAACCGUCCUUUCCAUUCGUAAUACGCAAGAGGAAGAACCACCAGAUCCACAGUUAAUGCGUCUGGAUAAUAUGCUUAUCGCAGAAGGUGUUGCAGGACCAGAAAAAGGUGGCGGCGGUGCAGCGGCCGCUUCGGCAGCAGCAGCAAGUCAAGGAUCUUCAUUGUCGAUCGAUGGAGCUGACAACGCAAUUGAGCAUUCAGAUUAUCGAGCAAAGCUUGCGCAGAUUCGUCAGAUAUAUCAUCAAGAGUUGGAGAAAUAUGAACAGGCGUGCAAUGAAUUCACUACACACGUUAUGAACUUACUUCGAGAACAAAGUAGGACCAGGCCAAUUACACCUAAGGAAAUUGAACGCAUGGUCCAAAUAAUUCACAAAAAAUUCAGCUCUAUUCAAAUGCAGUUGAAACAAUCGACGUGUGAAGCUGUAAUGAUACUACGAUCUCGAUUUCUGGACGCUAGACGUAAGCGACGCAAUUUUAGUAAGCAAGCUUCCGAAAUUCUCAAUGAGUAUUUCUAUAGUCACUUGAGCAACCCAUAUCCAUCUGAGGAAGCAAAAGAAGAGUUGGCGAGAAAGUGUGGAAUAACAGUUUCCCAAGUUUCCAAUUGGUUCGGUAACAAACGCAUUCGAUACAAAAAGAACAUAGGUAAGGCACAGGAAGAGGCCAAUUUAUAUGCUGCUAAGAAGGCAGCUGGUGCUUCGCCAUAUUCAAUGGCCGGCCCACCAAGUGGCACCACUACACCUAUGAUGUCACCAGCACCUCCACAGGAUUCUAUGGGGUACCCCAUGGGGUCAGGCGGUUACGAUCAACAGCAAUAUGAUAACAGUAUGGGCGGUUACGACCAUACUCUACAUCAGGACCUUAGUCCUUGAGGCGGUUUAACAUACCACACUUCACAUGUAUACGAGCAAAAGUGAACAUAAAAAUUCACUUGUGAAAUAUAUUAAGAUACAUAUUUUUAUCAAUAAAUUUAAAACUUGAAAUGCUUUGUCAAUACCUUAAAAUUAUAAUGUAAUUUCAUUCGAAGUAUUAAAUAUUUUUACAAUUCCCACAAAAUUAUAUAAAAUUACCGAUAACUUAUCUUUGAUUCUAAUAUAUUUAUUUAAGUUAUCCUAAUCAAUAUCACUUCAAGUUCAUUUACCUAGGAGAUCUUUUAUUAUAAGCUUAAAAAGCAUAACACUUAUAUGUUACACUUUAUAUGUUCAUUUUUGCUCCAUAGUGUGUAUACGCAAUUAACAAUAAUGUAUACGUAAUAUUGCAUACGAUAAUAUGUAGGCAUCUAUAUAUAUAAUUUGAAUUAAGCGUAACAAUCUUUUAUUGAAAUGAAAAUCCGUAUACGAAACUUUAGAUAUAAAUAUUAACAUACAUCAUAGUAAUAAAAAUAUAUAAAACAUGUGCAAAUCCAGAAGCAGCUAUCAAAAAUUACAAUUUUAAUUGUAUGGUAACAGCUAAAACAGCUAAUUAUAGAGUGCAAAUUCGAUGAUGUAUGUAGGUGUGCAUAUAAUAGUAAUGCUUUGCCAAGCCCAAAUUUACGAUACUUAUAUUUUUAGUUUUAGCACAACAUUUUACUGACGAUACAUCUCAAAAGAGGUAGAUAAAAAAAAAUUAUACAAGCUAAAGCAAAAAUCUCAAUAUGAGCACAUUUACUUAUCUAUUACCUAUGUACGUAACUAUUGUACUUUUGGCCAACAUUCUUCAAGUAUUUAAUAGAAAGUAUUGUAACAAGUUCUCUAAUAUAACUAUAAAAAGCAUUACCUUCAAUUUAUAAUGUGUAAUUAUUUUAAAUUAAUAAAGUAUAUAAAAAUGUGGCAAACAA